AAAUAGACCACAGAAACAAAGAGGGAGGCACAAGGUGGGUGAUAGCCAUAGGCGUUGCUGUUAUAAGUUGGCGUGUGGGUGAUGGACGACAAGUGGAAGGUAUCAAAGAAGGAAAGAGGCUCGAGUUCAAGCGGCCAAGCGUGGAGCUCUAGUGACAGCAAGUCAGUAUUCGCCAGGAGUGCCUCAGCAAAAAGCUCCUCUACUUCUAACUCUCCUCUGCUUCGAAGCUUUUCUCACAAGGCUCCUUCCUCUGCAUCGUCCUCCAGCUCCAAGUCCAAUCUUCCCAGGAGUUUCUCCCAAAAGAAUUCCACCUCCAUAGGUAAAAAAUGCACCGAUUUGGCCAAGGAACAGAAAGCCAGGUUUUACAUAAUGAGGCGGUGUGUUGCCAUGUUAGUUUGCUGGCACAAGCAUAGAGAUUAAUUCUUGAAGCAAGUAUAUAGCAGAACAGAACACCCUAGCUAGGCCUACUUUACAUUCUGUGGCUUUAACUGAUACAGAUCCAACCUUUUUUCUUUCUCAUUUUUCAAUAUAGAUUCGAUUGUAAUGACGACUAAGUUGAGUUGAAGGU
Molecule: messenger RNA, 568 nt
Organism: Neltuma alba
Lineage: Eukaryota; Viridiplantae; Streptophyta; Magnoliopsida; Fabales; Fabaceae
Product: vitellogenin-2-like
Exons: 1
Coding region: 82-420 (112 amino acids)
Biological process (GO): negative regulation of cell population proliferation
Source: RefSeq, a predicted model, not a curated record